This is a messenger RNA of Salvia splendens (bonfire salvia), 513 nucleotides long. Its product is annotated as G-type lectin S-receptor-like serine/threonine-protein kinase RKS1. Lineage: Eukaryota; Viridiplantae; Streptophyta; Magnoliopsida; Lamiales; Lamiaceae. The coding region runs from base 1 to 513 and encodes 170 amino acids. Gene Ontology annotation, cellular component: plasma membrane. The record is from RefSeq and is a predicted model, not a curated record. Gene Ontology annotation, molecular function: protein tyrosine kinase activity; protein serine/threonine kinase activity; ATP binding. Gene Ontology annotation, biological process: protein phosphorylation. The transcript has a single exon.
AUGUUGAGAACUUCGAGACAAGGCCACGAGGAGUUCAAAAGUGAAGUGUUCUUGAUUUCGAAGCUGCAACACUGGAAUCUUGUUAAAAUUCUGGGAUGCUGCAGUGAAGGAGACGAAAACAUCCUAAUCUACGAGUAUAUGCACAACAAGAGCUUGGACUAUUUCAUUUUCGGUAUGAUCAUAAUCUUUGAGCUUGCUUUUCUUCUCUUUUCUUUUACUAAUUCAAAACCAUUAACACUAGCAGAUAAUAGCAGAAGUGCAGCAUUGACCUGGCCGAAGCGCUUCGCUAUUAUUAUGGGGAUAGCGAAAGGCCUUCUCUACCUCCACCAUGACUCGAGGCUCAAAAUCAUCCACAGUGGUUAUAUGGCUCCUGAGUAUGUAUACCAAGGCAAAUUCUCUACCAAGUCAGACAUAUUUAGCCUGGGUGUAGUGAUAUUGGAGAUUGUGACUGCAAAGAGGAACAGAAGCUACAACCAUCCUUCUUGCUUUCAAAACCAGGUGAAAACAGUUUAA